AUGGAUGAAAUUAGCGACAAGAAAACGAGCAAGAGAAACUUUUCGGCCACAGAAGUAGAAAUUCUUACAGAAGAAGUUGGCAGCAAUUCAGAUGUGUUGUUUUCAUCUUUUUCUUCUUGCAUCACAAACAAUCGGAUGAAGAAGAUAUGGGAGGAUAUUCUGACAAAGAUCAACGCCAAUAACACGGAGGUAAGGACUGUGCCUCAGCUGAAAAAGAAAUGGCAGGACCUCAGGGCUGCAGCCAAGAAGAAGGAGGUGACAAGGAGGAAGGAGAGUGUGAGAACUGGUGGAGGUGGCCCUCCUACACAACUCACUACUGUUGAACAGAAGAUUGUGAGUUUGAUUCCUCCUUGCCAGAUUGAAGGAAUUGCUGGAGGAUUUGAUUCGGGAGUUGAUGGGUCGUUUCUGGACUAUGCUUUGGAGGCUGAUCCUGAUAUGAGCACAGCAGCAAUGGCUACAUCUUCAUUAACCUGUGACUUUAAUGACACAGUCACUUGCAACACAACAGAAGCAAUGUGUAUCACCCCAGCAGGGACAGGAACUUCAAUUAUGAUGGAAGACAUCACAGCUAGAAAGGCACAAGGUGAACCAGGACCAGAUCCAGUUGCUGACGCAAUAAAGCAAUUAAUAGCUGUACAGAGCCAGAUUCUCUUGGCUGAGAAUAGAAAGAGUAGAGAUUGAGGAGGAGAAGCUAAAGCUGCUCAGGGAAUUUGUACAUGUUUCUCCCCUUAAUGGCCAAAAUGUAUCCCCCAUAAUAAAAUUCUUUUGAUUAUGACAAAA
Haliotis rufescens (red abalone) is the source of this 780-nucleotide messenger RNA. RefSeq names its product nuclear apoptosis-inducing factor 1-like. NCBI's taxonomy places the organism in Eukaryota, Metazoa, Mollusca, Gastropoda, Lepetellida, Haliotidae. The transcript has 7 exons. The record is from RefSeq and is a predicted model, not a curated record. The coding region runs from base 1 to 681 and encodes 226 amino acids. Gene Ontology annotation, cellular component: nucleus.